Messenger RNA from Notothenia coriiceps (black rockcod), 2982 nucleotides. RefSeq names its product GRAM domain containing 1c (gene gramd1c). The record is from RefSeq and is a predicted model, not a curated record. Gene Ontology annotation, cellular component: endoplasmic reticulum-plasma membrane contact site; plasma membrane; endoplasmic reticulum membrane. Gene Ontology annotation, biological process: intracellular sterol transport. Bases 98 to 2071 code for a protein of 657 amino acids. Lineage: Eukaryota; Metazoa; Chordata; Actinopteri; Perciformes; Nototheniidae. Gene Ontology annotation, molecular function: cholesterol binding; cholesterol transfer activity. The transcript is spliced from 17 exons.
UCGGGGGAGAUUGCACUUUGUGUAAAGUACAUCUAUAGCAGUGUGGAAGAAGAAGUUUGACACAUCAUAUCAUCUUUUUUUGAGUAGCACAGAAGAGAUGGACCAGCUAUCGCCCCGGUCCGCAGUGGGCAGUGAGGAUGUUACAGAUGACUCCACGUCCAUGCUGGAUGUCCAGUGGAGCUCUGAUGAAGAAUUGAGCUCCUCCGACCCUCAGAGCCAGUGUCUCCCUGCUCCGUCUCCUCUGCCCAACUACAAGCAGAGGUUGGAUGAAUUCAAGAAGCUGUUCAGAGAGCUGCCCGAGUCCGAGAGGCUCAUAGUGGACUACCCGUGUGCCCUGCAGCGGGACAUCCUCCUUCAGGGCCGCCUCUACCUGGCAGAGAACUGGCUCUGCUUCUACAGCAAUGUGUUUCGGGGUACAAAGAUUACACUGACUCUCAAAGACAUCACGAGUAUGACCAGAGAGAAAACUGCUCGUCUAAUUCCCAAUGCCAUCCAGGUCUGCACGGCAACAGACAAGUUCUUCUUCACGUCCUUCUCAGCAAGAGAGAAGAGUUACCAGGGAGUUUUCCGCAUGUGGCAGAACACCCUGUUGGACAAGCCUCUAACCAGCUUGGAGUUGUGGCAGAUGGUCAAACAGCAUUAUGGGAAUGACCUGGGUCUGAGCCAUGAGGAGAUGGAUAGUUUACACAUGUCAGAAACAAGCAUGCAUACCAGCCUGCAGACAGCGAGGCCUGGUGGUGAUGAGGGUGUAGGGAGGCUCGAGCGCCCGCCUUCCCUUCGCCUCCCCGGGAUGGAGAACGGGCCUUAUGGAGGGCCUCCACUCCAGGACGAACUUCCCUUCGAACCGCUCGGCUCACAACAACCUCUCAACAUGGAAGACGCUCGCAGCCCCCCUCUCAGCGGCGCAUCCGGCUCCUCGCUGGACCGCCUCGCCCACGAACGGCGUCAAGCGCUCGUCGCUUUCUCUCGACCUCAACGCCAAAUCAAACAACGCGUCCGAGCAGAGCGGCUCAGAAAGAAUGAGGAUGUGGAGGAACGAGUGGUAACGUCCGAGGUCCAGGGUCGACUUUUUAUAAACAAGGUGUUCCACAUCAGUGCCAACAAGAUGUUUGAGCUGCUGUUCACCGACUCCAGCUUCUUCCGCAGGUUCAUGAUCGUCAGGAAGACAACCAACUCCAGCUCUACUGCUUGGCAGAAAGACGCCUCAGGACACAUGAAGCGGAGUCUGAACUACACAAUAAGUAUCAGCAACCCCCUGGUAGGAAAAUUCUCCACCGCUACAGAGAACCAGACGCUGUACAAAGAAUCCCGGGAUGGUCAGUACUACCUCUUGGACUCAGAGGUGUACACUCACGACGUUCCCUAUCACGAUUACUUCUACACUCAGAAUCGGUACUACAUCAUCAGCAACUCGAAGCGGAAGUGUCGACUAAGGGUGUACACCGAUGUGAAAUACAAGAAGCAGCCAUGGGGCCUGGUCAAGUCCUUCAUCACCAAAAACUCCUGGAGCGGCAUCGAAGAUUAUUUCCGACAGCUGGAGGCAGAGCUGCUGGAGGAGGAAGUGGAGAUGAAUCAAGGAGGUGGAGACACGGGGAAGAUAGGUGGUCUUCGGAGGAGGAGGCGGACCUACAGCCGGACCCUGCCCGAGCACAUGAAGCCCAACAAGCAGUACGGGCAAGACCCCGAACAGCGCAGAGAUAGCAACAUGGGCCCCAUAGAAAUGAACAGCCCGCACGGAUGGAGCUCCACAACAUUAGUGAUUGGGAUGAGUUUGAUUUUGCUGAUUCUGACGUUGAUGAAUCUGGGUCUGUUUUUCAAGUUGUGGGCCAUGGAGGACGUAGCGCACCGCAUGUACCUGAGCACCAAGCAUCGGCUGAGGGAGAGGAACGAAGCCCGCUUGGCCCCUGAUUACAUGCCCAGACAGGGACCAGAGUACCAGAGCAGAGAAGACGCACAGCUGCUAAAAAAUGUCCUGCAGGACUCCAUCAACCUAUUAGAACAGCUCCGCAGCUCUCUCUUGGUGCUGCACAAGAACUUUGGGAUGGCCAAUCGUACGGCAGACCCAGAGUGAUGCUCCUCCCCUGGGCGUCUGCAGAGAUCCCCGGCCCUGUGGAGGAUAAAAAAGGACUGCGGUAAUGAGCUGCCUCUGAGGAGAUCUCUGUGAUGUUUCCAUGUUGACGUCCCCAGACUCCUGACAUGAGUUCCCAGGAGUGAUACGUCCGGGGCGGGGCAUCAAAAGCAAGCGUUGUGGACUAACAGCUGAGUCGGACACACAUGGAUCACUAUUUCCUUAAACAGUGGCGUUGGAUAUCAGAAAAAGCCUUCGUUAUGUGCCUUCCUCUCCACUGAUGAGCCAUGCCACGCCAAAUUAGCUAUUGUAAAAAGUUUUAUUUUCGUUUAAGUGAUUUCAUAUUAUUUAAAACCUAUUUUCUCUAUUUACAUUUUUUCACAUUUUAAUUGUUGAACAGGUGCCUUGUAGGUUAGGCUGUGUUUUAGAUAUAUUUGUAGGUAAUUUCCUUUUUUAUAAGAAUAAAUAUUUUAGAAUCAGUGAUGAUUUAUCUUGUUUUAUAUUAUGUACACUGCAGGAAACAUUUAAAACGGUAAAAUAUUUGUAUUAUACUGUUUAUGAGCCAAAUCAGGUGUUCAGGAGAUACUGUUUUUUAACGCAUAUCAGCACUUAUUCAUCUUCCUGUACAGGUGUUAUCACUCUUGUAUGUCCUUAAGUUAAAUACUUGGUGAAGGGUCAGUGAUGCUGUCUCAGGUCAUCUCAGCACUAUCUUACUGUCGACACUAAAUUACACUCGUUCUGUGAUUUCUUUAAUUGUUUUCGACACACCACUACUUUAGCUUUGAGCCUUGUUUGAUGUUUACAGUGUUUCAAUCACCCAUAUCUGUGUGUUUCUGCAGACCACCACCAAAUGAUUUGUAUAUAUGUAGCAAUAAUGCUGUUUUAAUAAACAAGAUUUCUCGCAAAAGUGAAUC